GGUCUGACAGCAAAUAUUCAAAAAUAUGAAAUUAACUGAACUCUUAUGCCGUGGAAAACGUUUACGUCAUGAUAAACUCCAGUUCUUGACCAAUCGUUAUUGGUAUGAAAGAGGUUCACGUUUGAAAGUUAACCGUUUACGUGUUCCCGAACAAGUUGCGAGUGGUCCAGAUAAUCCUUUAUUAAAAGCAGAAAAUAUGUUUAAAUCAACUAGGUAUGAUGAUGCACUUCUGAACGAAAUUGAAAUAGGAAUUACUUCAAAUGAAGCCGAACGUAUAGAACAACAAAGAUCAGAGAAACUUCAGUGUUUUCAUCCUCUCUUCGGAGAUGUCCGCUCUCACCAAGAUAGUGAGCCGUCAUUAAUCUUCUCCAGUAAACGACGUUUCUCAAAGGGUGUAGAUCAAGCCAGUCUUUUAACAAAUACUGUCGUUACCUUGGGUGCGCCACCGACAUUAAAUAACCUCUUUGAUAAAAUUUAUGAAUUGAAUAAACUUGUUGAUUCAGAUAAGUCAAUUGCAGAUUGGAGAUCUACUUUACGUUUAUCUGUAGAACGGUCAAUUCUACAUGCUCAUGUUUGGCAAACAGAUGAAACUAAACUGCCUCGUCGAUUCCACCAAAAGUCGUAUGUUUGGAAACAUAAACCCGAGUAUGGAAUCCAUCCUGAUCAGAGCACUCGUUAUCUAUUCCACAAUUUAUUUCGUAUUUUGGAAUUUCAAGCCCCUAAUUAUAUGAAUCAUACUGGCUUGAUUCCUAUCGAAAAUCAACUUUCUGAUAGUUUGCCUUUUCGCUGGACCACCCGAGAUCGUUUAUUAGAAACAUUCUACUUCUGGGGUGCAGAAAAGCGUCGUAUCAGUUUUUCAGAACAACAUGAUUUGGUAGUUAUGGGUCAGACACCCGCCCCUCUCUUUCUGAAUGAUCAUGAUACUAUUCAAAAGUUGAGUAACGUCUCUAUGCUACCAGUUGCAACGUUUGGUCCUAUGUCACCUUUAAUUGAUCUUACAAGUACUUUGUAUUAUCGAGAAGACAGUACUAAUGGAUGGCUUGAAACUCAAAAUCGCCGCUAUGCAUUUCCGCAUAUUUUUACAGUAAAUUUCAGUUUACCAAGUGUGUGGUCAGAUUAUUUGGAGCCAGAAGCGGAUCCUGUUAUCCCGGAACAUCGAUAUGCGAUAGCAUUAAUGAAUUGUUUUGCAUCUGCAGUUGCGCAAGCUCGUUCAAUGGGAAUCAGCGAAGGGGUUCUCGACAAACCGCUUUGUGUUCAGUGUGUUUGUUCUGAUGGAGUAUAUUUUGAUUUUGUAACAUUUCAGUUAAAUAAUAUGGAUGUACCUGAUUAUCAGUUUAGUCAAAAAUCAAAUAAUAAUGCACCCAAAAAUUUUGCCUGGAUUGAUGGAAACCAUCGUCUAUUCAAAAAAGCUGUACCAACAAAAACCAUGAUGCGAAACACAAAAUAUCGUGAUCUAGAUAUGAGUGUAUUUGAUCGCCUCUCAGGCUACUAUCUUUGUGGGUUGAUCAACAAUUCCUUCAACAUAAAUGAAUCAUUAAUACCUGAACUUAAUACAGUUAACCAUCAAAUCCGUGAAUAAAAUAUUACUUUGUACAAAGAACACAUAAGUUUACAAAUAAGAACAUUUUGUAACUUUAUUUAAGAAAAGAUUAUAAUUUACGUCUGUAUAAAUACAUAUACGUUUACCUUUUUC
Schistosoma turkestanicum is the source of this 1693-nucleotide messenger RNA. Lineage: Eukaryota; Metazoa; Platyhelminthes; Trematoda; Strigeidida; Schistosomatidae. The record is from the annotation of a GenBank genome assembly.